Aspergillus ibericus CBS 121593 is the source of this 833-nucleotide messenger RNA. Its product is annotated as LYR motif-containing protein. Gene Ontology annotation, biological process: mitochondrial respiratory chain complex III assembly. Bases 314 to 661 code for a protein of 115 amino acids. The record is from RefSeq and is a predicted model, not a curated record. The transcript is spliced from 3 exons. NCBI's taxonomy places the organism in Eukaryota, Fungi, Ascomycota, Eurotiomycetes, Eurotiales, Aspergillaceae.
GCCACUCGGUAGGCCAAUCAGAUAGUGGUUGUUUCGGAGGUCAUCGAAAGCCAGGACUGCGCAAAGACGGCCAGACUCUCACCUUUGGCCAUUGAUUGAGAUCCCUUGGUGUUCCGGAAGAUCUUAUAUUCUCUUCUAUAACAGAUUUUCUAGGUCAUACUAUCCAUCGACGACCUGUGUCCCUUGAUCACUAGAAUCUCGAAAUAUCCGACCCCAUCUCAGCCACCCAAAGGAUCUAAACCCACCGGGGCCUUUUCAAAAGACGAAGACAAUAGCGAUUACGUUCCAUUCAAUAUCAUUCUAAGCUUCUACAAUGGCCUCCCAGACCGCCCUCUCAGCCCGCGGUGCUUACCGUCAACUCCUCCGCGCUACCCGGGUUGCCUUCCAAGAUGACAUCCGUGUGAUGAUCGCUGCCCGUCAAGAGGCUCGCCGGAAUUUCGACAGUCACCGCCGCCAAGGCAUCGAUACCCCCAUGCAGAUCAACCAUGCGAUUGAAGUGGCGAAUAUCCUCAAGCACAAUAUUGUCCAGGGUGUCCGGGAAGAAGGCGAUGAGAAUGCCAAGUGGGAACUCCGCAUCCAUGACGAUAUUGAGCGCGGCGACAACGACUCGAUUAAGAUCGCAGGAAAGAAGGUCAAGGUGGAUAAACCGUGCUCAUCAUAGUGUUGCCUCUUACGAUGCAAUGCGUGGGUAAGGAUGACUGCAGACUAUGGCAUUUGCAGGAUUGUAUUAUAGUAUACCCAAACUUUUCUCUCCUUCGGCGUCUCUUUGGGGUAUUUUAUGGUUUAAUCAGAAUGUAGAAAUAUACACAACGCCCGCUCACGAACAUACAUGG